Molecule: messenger RNA, 880 nt
Organism: Drosophila arizonae
Lineage: Eukaryota; Metazoa; Arthropoda; Insecta; Diptera; Drosophilidae
Source: RefSeq, a predicted model, not a curated record
UGCUGGGCAUGAAACCAUGAAACCGAGACCCGAACGCGAGGCUCGAGCUGAAAUCGCGGCCAAACAAAUUCAAAAAUGUUUGGUGAAUUUCAAUUGCUGACAAAUUGCGAAAGCGCCAGCGAUGCCAGGAAGCGAAAGGAAAUGCGCCGCAGGACAGGUUCCCAAACAGCGAGGAUGCGGCUUCGAUAAUAUUAUUAGUACCGCUCAACAAUUGCCGCAGWCAGRACAGCGCAGGACAGCAGAGGSCAGGAGCCUGGAACUAGGGGGCAGAGAGACAGAGGGCACUUCCAUCGAGUCAUUCACAGCGACCAGCCGUACAUAUUUUAAUAAUAUUCACCAAAGUUAUGAAUUCUGUACGCCAACAAGGAAGGCAAUGAUGAAGUUCCUGCUGCCGUUGAUGAUGACGAUAAGUGGCAGCAAUACGUUCGCCCGAAAUGAUAAACUUUCGAGUUCUGGAGUGGUUCGUUGUCCCUAUGCUAAUUAUUAUUGUAUGGCGGGUCUGGCGGGACUGGCGGGAUUCGCAACGCAUCACUGCCGGCCACGAUUUUAUCUAAGCUGAUAAGGAAAUUGCUUAGAAUUCGUAAUGGAGCGGCUGCUAAAUGGAGCAGAAGUUAUAGCCUGGCUUAGGGCUCGGAGGUGUUAAGCUGCUGAUGGAUAUUUGAGUUGACCCGGGCCAGCAAGCGGUCUGAGGUCAGGUAGCUCAGUUGACAAUUUGGCGCCAUGAGRAGCCCGGCACGUGUUAGCCCUGCUGCAUAUUUCAAAUUGMUCAGCCAUUGAUUUCGUGCCYCAGACUGUAUUAAYGGACRAUUGAGGCGAACUGGCGGAAUGGGUCUGCUUUUGUUUGGGAAUUGAAUAAUGUUAAUCGAAUCUUUCACUUUCU